Molecule: messenger RNA, 1815 nt
Organism: Blastomyces dermatitidis ER-3
Lineage: Eukaryota; Fungi; Ascomycota; Eurotiomycetes; Onygenales; Ajellomycetaceae
Product: 2-hydroxyphytanoyl-CoA lyase
Exons: 2
Coding region: 1-1815 (604 amino acids)
Biological process (GO): fatty acid alpha-oxidation
Cellular component (GO): peroxisome
Molecular function (GO): thiamine pyrophosphate binding; magnesium ion binding; catalytic activity
Source: RefSeq, a predicted model, not a curated record
AUGCCACCUCUAACCGGCGCCCAAAUAAUCGCUCGCUCUCUUCACAACUUGGGAGUCACCGUCAUAUUCGGCAUUGUCGGCAUCCCCGUGGUGGAAAUCGCGGAGGCAGCGAUCAAUCUGGGUAUUAGGUUUAUUGCGUUUAGAAACGAACAAGCCUGCAGCUAUGCGGCAAGCGUUUAUGGGUACAUGUCAGGCAAACCUGGAGUGUGCUUGGUUGUGGGUGGGCCGGGAGUUUUGCAUGCCAUGGCUGGGAUCGGAAAUGCCUCUGUAAACACAUUCCCACUACUCGUCCUGGCCGGGUCAGUGGAAUCGCACAUGAUAACUAAGGGAGGUUUUCAAGAAAUGGAUGCCAUCUCACUCCUCACGCCGCACACCAAGCUUUCCGUACGGCCUCCAUCGCUAGAAUCAGUGACCAGUGCGAUUCGGAACGCAUAUAGAACAUGUUGGUAUGGCAGGCCAGGACCCACCUUUAUCGAUCUCCCUGCAGACUUGAUUCAAGGGAAAACUGCCGCGGGAUUUGCAUUGCCGCCGUCCGAGCAUACUCUUGUCCCACCUCCGCCUAAACCCAGCGGUGAUCCAGCGGUUGUAUCGAAGGUGGCGCAGUUAUUACAAGCAGCACGUGCACCGCUCAUCGUUAUUGGGAAGGGUUCAGCAUAUGCACGAGCGGAGUCUUGUAUCCGCGAGUUUGUAGAGAGGACGGGCAUACCCUUCCUACCAACCCCGAUGGGUAAGGGAAUGAUACCUGAUUCGCAUCCACUUAACACAUCGAGCGCACGAAGCACAGCAUUGAAACAUGCAGAUGUCGUUCUUCUCUUCGGUGCCCGGCUGAAUUGGAUUCUCCAUUUUGGAGAAACACCCCGCUGGUCCCGCUCCGUCAAGCUUAUCCAGGUGGAUAGUAACGCGCAGGAGAUCGGACACAAUGCUGGAGAUGCGGAGCUGGGGAUAGUUGGUGACAUCAACUUGGUAGUUCAGCAGCUUCUCUCGUCUCUGUCCGGUUGGCAGUAUAAGCCUGCAUCCGCUACAUCGCCAAAUUCAUACCCAUCCCUCCUCGCCGCCUCUGCUACGAAAAACGAAAAUGCUGCACAACAAAAGGCCCUUCAACCUACUAAACCCAACGAAUUCUUAACCAUCCAACGUGCCUAUCACAUUAUUAAGACUACUCUAAACUCCCUCUCGCCGCCGGAACAGGGCGACAUCGUCUAUGUCUCCGAAGGCGCUAACACAAUGGACAUCUCACGCUCCUCUUUCCCGCUGGAACACCCGCGGCAACGCCUUGAUGCGGGAACAUAUGCUACGAUGGGAGUCGGGUUAGGCUACAUCGUCGCCGCGCACGCAGCGUACAAUAUCCCAUCAUCACCAGCCAGCACUAAUGCACCGAAACCAAAGAAGAUCGUGGCACUGGAAGGCGAUAGUGCGUUCGGGUUCAGUGCGAUGGAAGUCGAAACUCUUGCGCGCCACCGUAUUCCCGCGCUAAUCUUCGUCAUGAACAAUUCGGGCAUUUACCAUGGCGACACGAAGACAGAGGACGAGUGGAAGUCUCUACAGAAUGAGACCGUCAAUGAGGCCAAUGCGAAGAACGGGCUGCGAUCGACGAGUCUGCUCUAUGAAACGCGCUACGAACAUCUUGCGGCGAUGUGCGGCGGGCGGGGAUACUUUGUGCGGACAGAGGAGGAGCUGGAGAAGGCGACAAGGGAAGGGUUUUUGGAGGAUGAGAAGGUUACGAUUGUCAAUGUGAUUGUGGAGCCAGGGAUUGGGCAGUCGAUACAGUUUGGGUGGCAGGCGACCCAGGAGAAGGGGACUCCGGCAAAACUGUGA